Messenger RNA from Echinococcus granulosus, 531 nucleotides. RefSeq lists its product as hypothetical. The coding region runs from base 1 to 531 and encodes 176 amino acids. The record is from RefSeq and is a predicted model, not a curated record. The transcript has 2 exons. NCBI's taxonomy places the organism in Eukaryota, Metazoa, Platyhelminthes, Cestoda, Cyclophyllidea, Taeniidae.
AUGGCAAGUGCCAUAAUAAAACAGGCGAAGAUUCCUGAGAAAAUGCAAUUUAAUGGACUGCGCAGCCACGGUGAGUUCCAACAGCACAAUUACCGCACUUUGUUUCAGAAGGUGCCCUUUGAUACACCCAACCAGGAUGGAGCCCACUCCUGCGCGUCACGACUGAAUUACGGAAUAGCGGAGGCUUCCAUUGAUGGCGUGUUAACCAGUCCAACUCCGCUUCAACGACUGCUGAUAGGAUUGCUUCCAUGUUCAUACCCCAUUGCUUGGCAUUCAUUUCGACGCCUUGCCACAAAGCCUUAUGGGAUUGACACAGCUGAGGACACAAUGGCAAGUGCCAUAAUAAAACAGGCGAAGAUUCCUGAGAAAAUGCAAUUUAAUGGACUGCGCAGCCACGGUGAGUUCCAACAGCACAAUUACCGCACUUUGUUUCAGAAGGUGCCCUUUGAUACACCCAACCAGGAUGGAGCCCACUCCUGCGCGUCACGACUGAAUUACGGAAUAGCGGAGGCUUCCAUUGAUGGCGUGUGA